AUGCCUGAGGCUGCUCAAGUUGACUACUUAUGGUUUGAGAAAGUGAAGCCUAGCGGGAGAAUCCUGUGUUGGAUGUUUGUGAAGGAGAUACAUUGUGUUGCAAUUAAGCGGGAGUUUGGGAUCCAGUACUUUCGAUCUUUACUGAGCAUUCUAUCUUUGCCAUUAUUUUAUGAUGUGGCCGCUUUGACAAAGAUAGAUCUCAUAAAUCGCUCAAAAUAUGAUGGUGCAACACUAUUCGAGCGAUUGAUUAGAAUGAACAAGAAGUCUGGGUGGAAGGACAAGUCUUACAAACCUCAGUUCCCCAUCUACCAACAAAUCAACUUUACGCUUGAUCCGGCAACCAACACUGGCAGAUACAAGCUUAUUUACGAGCCGACGAAAGUGGUAGACAAGAUUCCUUUGAUGCCAAUGAGGCAAGACUUUCUGGGUGAAAUGCGUUUAUGGUGUUAUGAUUCCGACACACAUGAGGCAGUGAUCGUUUUCAAUGGCGAUCAAGAGAAUUUCAGGAUGUUGGAUCCAAUGUGGAUAGUUAAUUUGUCCGCAUCCGACAUUAACAAGUUGUACCGGCAUGACAUAUUCUAUGAAGACAAGGACGCACAUCAGGGGAAUACAUUCGGGCAGUUCAUAGUCCGAACGACACUGAAGAAGGAAGAUAUAAAGACCGAAGACAAGGUUUGGUUGUGUAAAUCGAUCUUCCGAUUUCGGGACCUACACAUCGGUUGUGACCUCACAAUGAAAAGUCUCAUGUCCCUGCCAAGAUACAACUAUGCUCGCAUCGCGUCACUAAACCGGAGUUUUCGUGAGCUCAUUAGAAGUGGUGAACUUUAUAGGCUAAGAAGCGUUCAUCAAGUAAUUGAACAUUGGGUCUAUUUUUCUUGUGACCCAUUGAAGUGGGAAGCUUUUGAUCCUGUCAACGAGAAAUGGAUGAAUCUACCCAUGAUGGAUACUGACUUAGGCUUCCAGUUCUCGGAUAAAGAGUCCAUGGCAGUUGGCACAGACCUACUGGUUAUAGGAAAUGAUAUGCUUGGCCCGGGUAUCUACAAGUACAGUUUUUUAACAAAUUCAUGGUCACAAGGGCUGCCAAUGAAUGAACCCAGAUGGUUGCUUGGGUCCGCCAGUUUUAAGAAUAUUGCAAUCUUUGCAGGUGGUGUGGAUCGAAAUGGAAAGAUCAUGGAUGCGGUAGAAAGUUACGACAGUGAGACAGGGACUUGGAAGACACUUCCUAGUAUGAUUAAGCCGCGGAAAUUGGGUUCUGGGGUCUUUAUGGAUGGUAAGUUUUAUGUAAUAGGAGGGAUUAGCAGUAGUGAUUCAAAUCCAUUGACAUGUGGAGAAGAGUAUGAUCUAGAUACCCAAAAGUGGACUGAAAUUCCCAACAUGUCACCUGGUGGUGGCGGACAUGGAAUGGCUCCGCCGCUGCUUGCAGUGGCAAGCAAUGAGUUAUAUGCUGCUGAUUGUGCAGCAAUGGAACUGAAGAUGUAUAGCAAGAAGAACAAAGAAUGGGUUGCUAUUGGAAGGUUGCCUGAAAUAGCACACAGUAGGGAUGGUUGGGGUAUUGCAUUUAGAGGAUGUGGGAAUCGUGUCGUCAUCAUUUGUGGUCCUAGAGAUACCCAGAAUAGAUAUAUAGAGAUAUAUUCAUGGGUCCCUAGCGAAGGGCCACCACAGUGGACGAGGAUUGGCUGGAAAAGUAGUAAUAACUUUGUCUACAAUUGUGCUAUAAUGGGCUGUUAA
This is a messenger RNA of Helianthus annuus (common sunflower), 1728 nucleotides long. Its product is annotated as F-box/kelch-repeat protein At1g26930. Gene Ontology annotation, molecular function: protein binding. Bases 1 to 1728 code for a protein of 575 amino acids. NCBI's taxonomy places the organism in Eukaryota, Viridiplantae, Streptophyta, Magnoliopsida, Asterales, Asteraceae. Gene Ontology annotation, cellular component: nucleus. The record is from RefSeq and is a predicted model, not a curated record. The transcript is spliced from 3 exons.